AUGUUCGAUGAGCUGCUAGCCAGAGUGGGGCCCAGGAUCACCAAGCAACAAACCUGGUACAGGGAGCCCCUGGAGCCUGGCAUGAAGCUUGCCCUGACUUUGUGUCACCUUGCCUCUGGGAGCAAGUAUGCCUCAAUGAAGUUCGGUUGGAGGGUCCCGCACAACACCCAGUCACUCCUCGUCCGAGAAGUCUGUCAAGCCAUCAUCGAUGAAUACAUGGACAAGACUGGGUCCAUGUACAACAACUACAAAGGAUUCUACUCCGUUGUUCUGAUGGCGCUUGUUGAUGCUGACUACAAAUUCAUCUGGGCAGAUGUCAGUGGUACAGGAUCAGCAUCAGACGCUCAGAUUUACAAUGACUCUGAGCUGAAGGAAUGCGCUAAAGAUGGUACCAUAGGUUUCCCUGACCCCGAUCCUCUUCCCAAUGAAUACAAUGAUGUGCCCUACUUCUUCAUCAGCGACGAUGCCUUCGCCCUAUGA
This is a messenger RNA of Gigantopelta aegis, 480 nucleotides long. RefSeq lists its product as uncharacterized. NCBI's taxonomy places the organism in Eukaryota, Metazoa, Mollusca, Gastropoda, Neomphalida, Peltospiridae. The coding region runs from base 1 to 480 and encodes 159 amino acids. The transcript has 2 exons. The record is from RefSeq and is a predicted model, not a curated record.